GUAAGGAUGACGUCAAGUGUCCGGGGAAUGCGGCUUUGUAACCACAUUUAUUUAACUACGCCUUCUCCGUUCUCGUCUCCUGGUAGUGGGCAUUACACAGGAAGAGACUCGUGUAGGAAAAAACGAUGGGACGCCCUUCGCCUCUUUACUCCUCCUCCCUCCGUGUGGCGGAUAACGGGCCAGAAGUUAUUCGGAUUCGAGGCAGACAAUAGCCCCGGUACCAGGACUGCGUGUGGCGUCAUUUCAACUUAUUGAAUGGUGUGCCGCAAACGGAGGGAGUGAUAACGCACACAAUGGAGGAUUUGGGGGAGCCUGAACCUAACUACCCUCUCAGUCCUCGUAUAGUUGUGUUUGAUGCCCUUCUUGCUGAUUUGGAGAACACCAGCUCCCCUCUUGCGCGUUGUCCAGUCCUGUUGACGUCUGAACCUCCACUGAAUGCUGAUCCCACAUCCCAGGACACUGCCCAGACGGUUUCUGCUGCAAUGAAAUCCUCACAAAAUUCAAACCCAGAUAAACUCUACAGCACAGUGAACAAACCCCGCUCCCCUCGUGCUGCGGACCCCCCUCCGGCCUUCUCCUCCUCAUCGCUGUUGGGAGGAGGCCUGAGUGAGCUGGAUCAUCUGCUGCAGGAGCUAAAUGCCACACAGUUCAAUAUCACUGAUGAGAUCCUGGCCCAGUUCCCGUCUCCUAAGAAAGAUGAUAAACCUAAAGACAGGACCAUCAGCUCUGCGAAGCCCUCAGCAACAUCAGCAACACUUGAACUCGACAAACUUAUGGCCUCUCUGUCAGACUUCAGAGUCCAGAGCACACCUGUUGCUCCAGUCACCCCAGUAACUGCACCAUCUCCUCCACCCGCCUCUGCCGCCCCACCUCAGGCGUCGUCAGAGGGGUCCUUGGACAGCAUGCUUGGCCUCCUCCAGUCAGACCUCACCAGACAAGGAGUUCAGACCUCCUCCAAAGGGAUAUGCACAGCCUGCCAGAAACCAGUUGUGGGACAAGUAGUGACAGCGCUGGGGAAAGUGUGGCACCCAGAGCACUUUGUUUGCACUGAAUGUGAGACUGAAUUGGGCAGCCGCAAUUUUUUUGAGAAGGACGGUCGGCCAUAUUGCGAGUCAGACUAUUUCACCCUCUUCUCCCCUCAUUGUGCACAGUGCAACAAGCCUAUUUUAAAUAAAAUGGUCACUGCCCUGGAUAAGAACUGGCAUCCAGACUGUUUCUGCUGUGUCAAGUGCAGUCGUGCAUUUGGAGAGGAAGGUUUCCAUGACCGUGAGGGCCAGCAGUACUGCCAGCAGUGCUUUCUGACUCUGUUUGCGUCACGCUGUCAAGGCUGCAGCCAACCCAUCCUGGAAAACUACAUCUCAGCCCUCAACUCCCUCUGGCACCCGCAGUGUUUUGUUUGUAGAGAGUGUUACAGCCCCUUUGUGAAUGGGAGCUUUUUUGAACAUGAUGGGAAACCUCUCUGUGAAGCCCAUUAUCACCAGUCGCGUGGGAGUAUGUGCCAGGCCUGUCAGCAGCCCAUCCUGGGUCGCUGUGUCACUGCGAUGGGGGCUAAGUUUCACCCCCAUCACCUCGUCUGCCACUUCUGCCUAAAACCUCUGAGUAAAGGCUGCUUCAAGGAGCAGGAGAGCAAACCUUACUGCCAUCCCUGCUUCAUCAAACUCUUCGGAUGAAGUUAUGUGUCUGAAUAUAAAUUGCCUAUUAAUAUAUGAGUAAAGGACUGCAAGUGUUAAAAGAAAUCCCUAACAUGAUGCCAAAAAAACCCCUUAAGCUUAAAAUAAUUUCAUUUGAACCAAAUAAUUUGCCCUUUUUAAAUAUAUGCGCUUUAUUUUGCAAAAAUGUAUUCUGUCACUGCAUUUGCUUUUGUACAUUGUAAUAUUGGUGUAUGUUUUAUAUGUUAGACCAAAUUAUGUCAGAUAUUUUAUUCUUUUACCAUUGUGCAAAUUUACCAAAAAUAAUGCCAAAGAAAUAAUAAAAGAAAGACAAACA
This is a messenger RNA of Boleophthalmus pectinirostris (great blue-spotted mudskipper), 1986 nucleotides long. RefSeq names its product transforming growth factor beta-1-induced transcript 1 protein. The coding region runs from base 294 to 1670 and encodes 458 amino acids. NCBI's taxonomy places the organism in Eukaryota, Metazoa, Chordata, Actinopteri, Gobiiformes, Gobiidae. Gene Ontology annotation, molecular function: muscle alpha-actinin binding; actin binding. The record is from RefSeq and is a predicted model, not a curated record. Gene Ontology annotation, biological process: muscle structure development; actin cytoskeleton organization. Gene Ontology annotation, cellular component: Z disc; adherens junction; filamentous actin. The transcript has 12 exons.